Messenger RNA from Malassezia japonica, 3447 nucleotides. RefSeq names its product DNA mismatch repair protein msh6 (gene MSH6). NCBI's taxonomy places the organism in Eukaryota, Fungi, Basidiomycota, Malasseziomycetes, Malasseziales, Malasseziaceae. Gene Ontology annotation, cellular component: MutSalpha complex; nucleus. The record is from RefSeq and is a predicted model, not a curated record. Bases 1 to 3447 code for a protein of 1148 amino acids. Gene Ontology annotation, molecular function: ATP binding; ATP-dependent DNA damage sensor activity; mismatched DNA binding. The transcript has a single exon. Gene Ontology annotation, biological process: mismatch repair.
AUGGCUACGAAGCAGUCGUCGCUGCUGGGCUUCUUUGCCAAGGCGCCCAAGCCUGCGGAAAAGGGGCCCGAAAAGGACAAUAGCAAGGCGAAUGCUGCGCCGAAGAAGACCGAGGCACCGGUGACGCCCGCCAAGCGCGAGACGCCUACCAAGCGCGACGCGCCGGAAACGCCGGCCGCGACGCCCGCGCCGACGGCCAAGCGCCCGCGCAGCUCGCCGCUGGCGUCCUCACCGGCGAACCGCGUGUCGGACGAGUCGCUCACGCCGCCGCCGUCGAGUGAUGUGCCGGACGAAGAGGUGCCGAACGGCCGCCGCCGCGCCGCGUCGCGCCGCGUCAGCUACUUUGAAGAGCGCUCAGAAGACAGCGGCUCGGGCGAGUCGCAGGACGAGGACGACUUUGUGAUGUCGGACGUGUCCUCGGAGAGCGAUAACGCGAGUGAAGCAAGCGCUUUGCCGAGCGAGGACGAGGCGACGCCUGAGCCGGAGGAGGAGGAAGAGGAGGAGGAAGUGGUGACGCCGCCGCCGAAACGCAAAGCGCCUGCCCCGGCCCCGGCCUCGGUCGAAGCUCCACGCAUGAGUCUCGCGCGGAGCCACCUGACCAAGGCCGAGCGCCGCGCAGAAGACGACAAGCGCAAGCGUGUUGAAAACGAGCAGGCGUACAGCUUCCUGCUCGACGUGCGCGACAAGGACAUGCACCGUCCUGGCGAGCUGGACUAUGACCAGCGCACGCUCUACAUCCCCCCGAGCGCGUGGCGUACCUUUACGCCGUUUGAAAAGCAGUUUUGGGAGAUCAAGCAGAACCACUACGACACGGUUCUCUUCUUCCAAAAGGGCAAGUUUUACGAGCUGUACGAAGAGGACGCAUUGAUCGGACACCGCGAGUGCGACCUCAAGCUCACGGACCGCGUCAAGAUGAAGAUGGUCGGUGUCCCGGAGGCGUCGUUUGAUAUGUUUGCCACGAAACUCCUUGCGCUCGGAUACAAGGUUGGGCGCGUGGACCAGAGCGAGACGGCCGUCGCCAAAGGCAUGCGUGUCGGCGAAAAGUCGCGCGGCGGCGGCUCCGAGAUUGUGCGCCGCGAGCUCCGGCACGUUGUGACCAGCGGCACGAUCGUCGACGGCAGCGUGCUCUCGGACGACCUCAGCAGCUACUGUGUGUGCAUCAAAGAGUUUAAGCCCACGCCGGACGCGCUGCCCCGCUUUGGCAUUUGCACGCUCGACGCGUCCACCGCCGAGUUCCGGCUGGUGACGCUUGAGGACGAUGCCGUGCUCACACAGCUCGAGACCGUGCUGCGUUCGCUGCGCAUCCGCGAAGUCUUGCACGAAAAAGGCGUCAUUUCGCCGAGCACGCUGCGCCUGAUCCGCAACGUUGUGCCGACGACGUGCCAGAUCACCAUGCUCAAGCCGCAGACCGAGUUCCUCGAGGCGGACGCUGCCGCCGCGCGCCUCCAGCAGCUCUUCCACGUCGAGGAGGCCAACGCGCUCCCCGAAUCGCUGCAGCCGAUGCUCGAGGAGCCGCUCGCGAUGUCGGCGCUCGGUGGUAUGCUGUGGUACCUCGAGCAGCUGCACCUCGACGGCGAUCUGUGUGCCGCCGGCAACUUUGCGCGCCUCCCGCCGCCGAGCGAGCGGGGCGCGCUAAUCCUCGAUGCCAAGUCGCUCAUGCACCUCAAUGUGCUGCACAACGACCAAGGCACGGACGAAGGCACGCUGCACCGCCUUUUGAACCGGUGCGUGACGCCGUUUGGCCGCCGCCUCUUUACCGUGUGGCUUACCGCGCCGCUCGCGGAUGUGGACGCAAUUAAUGCGCGUUUCGACGCCGUGGACGACCUGCUCAGCCACUCCUCGUUCAGCGAAGAGUUUGCGGCAUUCGCCCGCGCGCUCCCGGACCUGGAGCGCCUGCAGACGCGCGUCGCUGCAGGCAAGUGCCGUCCGCGCGAGUUCCUUACGGUGCUCCAAGCAUAUAGCCGCUUCAAGACGGCGCAGGACAAGCUGCUUGCGCACGCGUCCGAGUUUCAGGGCGACGUGCUGCGCACGAUGCUCGAGUCGCUGCCCGACGUCGCUGCGCUAGCCGCGUCGCUGCGUGCGCACUUCCACGCGAACGAGGACGGAUCCUUUACGCCGCGUCACGGCAAGUUCCCCGCGUACGAUGCGGCGGAAGAGGAGGUCCGUGCGGCCGAGGCGCGCCUCGAGAAGGAGCGCGAGGCGUGCGCGCAAGAGCUCAGCCUCUCGUCCAAAGAGGUCCAGUGGAAGCACAUUGGCACGAACGAGAUCUACCAGAUCGAGGUGCCGGCGCGCACCAAAGUCCCUGCAAACUGGAUUGUCAUGAGCCAGACCAAGGCUGCGAAGCGCUACUACACGCCCCGCGGCAAGGACCUCGUGCGCCAGCUGAAGGAGGCGCGCGAGACGCGCCUGGCGGCCGUGCGUGCCUUCCAGGACGAGAUCUACGUGCAAUUCCGCGCCGAGUACGCGACCUUUGCGCGUGCCGUGCGCACCGUCGCGCAGAUCGACUGUCUGUCGAGUCUCGCCAAGGCCUCGCAUGCGCUCGGCUCGCCGGCCUGCCGCCCGACACUGAUCAAGAGCGACGCGGCGCACUUUACCUACAGCGAGCUGCGCCAUCCGUGUAUGGCGCCGAGCGUGUUGAGUGGUAAUGUGACCGAGUUCAUUCCGAACGACAUUGCCCUUGGCAAGGACAAUGAGGAGGUGAUGAUCCUCACCGGCAGUAACAUGGCCGGCAAAAGUACAACGGCGCGCACGGCCGCGACCGCCGUCAUCCUGGCGCAGCUCGGAUGCUAUGUGCCAGCGCGGGAAGCGACGCUCGCUCCGAUCGAUCGCAUCGCAUCGCGCAUGGGCGCCAACGACCAGCUGUUCCGCAACAACAGUACGUUUAUGGUCGAGAUGCUCGAGGCGUCCAAGAUCCUGCGCGAAGCAACGCCCCGCUCGCUCGUGAUUAUGGACGAGCUCGGACGUGGCACGUCGACCUUUGACGGCCAAGCGAUUGCCUAUGCCGUGCUGCAUCACGUCGUCGCACGCUCGCGCUGUCUAUGCUUCUUUAUGACCCACUACUCCAACAUCGCCGCGAGCCUCGACACGUAUCCUCGCGUGAGCAACCGGCACAUGCAGGUGUUGGUCGACGACGAGGCGCGCCAUGUGGUGUUUACCUACCGCCUUGUGCGCGGCAUCGCCGAGUCGUCAUACGGCACGCAGGUCGCACGUAUCGCAGGCGUGCCGGACGAAAUCUGCACCAAGGCCGCUGUGGUAUCGGAGCGCUUUUUUGCCGAGGCGCAGCAGGAGCAGUCGCGCCGCCGUCACAGCAAAAUUCCCCUCGAGACGCUGAGCGACUUUGCGCGCCUCGUCGCGCUGGGCCGCGGCGUCAGUGGCAGUGCCGCGGAGCUUGCGGUGCUCUAUGCAGCCGCCACGCGACGCGCCUCGGGCGUUGGUGCACCGCCCUAG